Molecule: messenger RNA, 918 nt
Organism: Strongylus vulgaris
Lineage: Eukaryota; Metazoa; Nematoda; Chromadorea; Rhabditida; Strongylidae
Source: the annotation of a GenBank genome assembly
AUGGAAGACGAAAUCGCAGCUCUCGUGAUCGACAAUGGGUCAGGAAUGUGCAAAGCUGGUUUCGCUGGAGACGAUGCUCCUCGAGCCGUCUUCCCCUCCAUCGUUGGACGACCUCGCCAUCAAGGUGUGAUGGUGGGAAUGGGACAGAAGGACUCAUAUGUGGGAGAUGAAGCCCAAUCUAAAAGAGGUAUUCUUACACUCCGAUAUCCAAUUGAACACGGUAUUGUCACAAAUUGGGAUGAUAUGGAGAAGAUCUGGCAUCACACCUUCUACAAUGAGCUCAGAAUCGCACCUGAGGAGCACCCAGUCCUGCUUACCGAGGCUCCUCUGAACCCCAAGAAUAAUAGGGAAAAGAUGACUCAGAUCAUGUUCGAGACCUUCAACACUCCAGCAAUGUAUGUAAACAUUCAAGCUGUGCUGUCAUUGUACGCUUCUGGUCGUACUACCGGUAUUGUCCUCGAUACUGGAGAUGGUGUCACCCACACCGUACCUAUCUAUGAGGGUUACGCUCUCCCCCACGCCAUUCAGCGUCUGGACCUCGCUGGUCGUGACCUCACUGACUACAUGAUGAAGAUUCUUACUGAGCGUGGCUACACCUUCACUACUACGGCCGAACGUGAGAUUGUCAGGGACAUUAAGGAGAAACUGUGCUAUGUUGCACUUGAUUUCGAACAAGAACUCGCUGUUGCCAGCAGCUCAAGCUCAUUGGAGAAGAGCUAUGAGCUCCCUGACGGACAGGUCAUCACUAUUGGAAACGAGCGCUUCCGUUGCCCCGAGGUUCUCUUCCAACCCGCCUUUAUCGGAAUGGAAUCUUCCGGUAUCCAUGAGACCACGUACCAAUCUAUCAUGAAGUGCGAUGUUGAUAUCAGAAAGGUGGGUGAAUCUGUCAAAAUGGGGUCUUCACGGUUUUAUUUAUGA